AUGGCUGCCUCCAGCGAAGUCAACAUGAAGUCUGAAGAUGAUCUUAAUGUUUUGCAAGAAAUAACACGGGAAUUUCUGUUAAAAAAUGAUGUGCAACACAGAAAAGUUUCACUUGGUCGAAGAAUUCGUGAUUUGAAAGAUGGCGAUGUUGUUCUUCCACGAGGAUGUUGCCCAGAAGUUUCAGAACAGAUAAUAAAAGACCUAGAGACGGAAAUAAAAGAAAAAACAUCGGAGCGUCUUUUACCAAUCAAACGCUUAGCGAGUGAUAUAUAUAAUUCUGUUGUAUUUUACGCUGAUCGACCACGAUCAUUCUGUAAUGUGAUAAAAGAAACAUUAAUAAAGGGAGAUAACUAUGGUUUAUCUCAAAUCAAAUCUGACCAAAAGACUGUUGUUAUAAAGACUCUGUGUUGCCUUGACGACGAUGAUUAUGAACCAGAGACAAACCCUGAAUUGAUAAGAAAUAUUGUUUUACUCCAACAACUAGUGAAAUUAUUACAAGCUAGUGGGUAUCAAGUUAUAUCAAAUAUAUCUGAACCUCCUGAUUGCGUUAAAUCUCUUUAUCGUAUAUUUGACCUGGAUGUUACACAGAUCGAUACAAACUCUUGUUUAUCCAGACUCACUCACUGUGAAGAGACAUUGACUCAGUGUAAAUAUCGUGAAGAAAUUAAACAUAUAUUGAUAAAUCCUGAUAGGAGUCUGGAUGAUCGUGAUAAAAGACUACCUGUGAUAUUGAACGUUAGAAAUUUUAUCCAGGAUAAGAAAUUGCCCGUGGGGAAGUCCGGCUACGAUAAAAAUCUAUGUAUUGUUAAUGUGAUAACAGAAGAUGGUGGAUCUGUGGAAGUUAAGGAGGCGUGUUAUUUAUUACAGUGUUUAUCAGCCGUCAUGUCAAAUCAGCAGACGCUACACUGUCUCCAUCUUGUUUCACAACGACAAGCUUUUCUACGACAACAGAUAGAUUUAUUAUAUCAGAUAAUAUCAGACGUAACCAAUCAAACACAUUGUAUUAAACAGAGUCAUUUUAUAUAUGGUGAUGUAACGAGUAGAUCAUUGGGACCUGAUAAUCAAACAUUACAGCCUUCGUUAUCCAGUCAACAACUAUACAGCCUACGAUAUGAACAGAUGGUCGAAUCUACAAUGAUGAAGUACGGUGAGCAGGUGACCAGCGAUAGGUGGAAGGAUACAUUAAAAUCAUUAACAGUAGCUGGUUUACGCUUUGAAAUGUUGUCUACUACAGCCAGAAAUAUAGUUAAAUUAGAUUUACAAGAGAACAAAGAUGGCCAGGGAUUGGACAACAGAGCAGGAUCAUUUGUUAUGUAUAAUUGUGCCCGAUUGGCUACGUUAUUUAAACAUUAUAACGAUGGUGUUGAAAAAGGGUUUUAUCCCAGUCUGCCUGAUGUAGAUGAAGUGAAGUUUGAAUCAUUACGGGAGGAGGAGGAAUGGACUUUAUUAUAUAACUAUAUAUAUAUUUAUCCUGAAAUGGUGAAAUCAUGCGUAGAAAAUCUCGGACCAUCGUCAUCGGAUAUCAACGCUAAAAUACACACACAUAAGGUUGCUAAUUUCCUGAUAUCAUUGAGUCGUAGUUUAAGUUCCUACUAUAGUAGAAUUCAUAUACUAGGUGAUUGUCAGCCUCAUCUACUGGCUAUUAUGUUUCCUAGACUAUAUUUAAUGAAAGCAGCUCACCAAGUACUACAGAAUGGUCUGUUAUUGAUGGGAAUAACCCCUCCUACACAGUUAUAACAUACUGUACACUCCUACUCAGUUAUAACAGACAUUGUACAGAAUGGUCUGCUAUUGAUGGGAUUAACUCCACCUACACAGUUAUAACAGAUACUGUACACUCCUACACAGUUAUAACAGACAUUGUACAGAAUGGUCUGCUAUUGAUGGGAAUAACCCCUCCUACACAGUUAUAACAGAUACUGUACACUCCUACACAGUUAUAACAGACAUUGUACAGAAUGGUCUGCUAUUGAUGGGAAUAACCCCUCCUACACAGUUAUAACAUACUGUACACUCCUACACAGUUAUAACAGACAUUGUACAGAAUGGUCUGCUAUUGAUGGGAAUAACUCCACCUACACAGUUAUAACAGAUACUGUACACUCCUACACAGUUAUAACAGACAUUGUACAGAAUGGUCUGCUAUUGAUGGGAAUAACCCCACCUACACAGUUAUAACAGAUACUGUACAGUCCUACAUAAUUAUAAUAAACAGUGUAAUUUA
This is a messenger RNA of Patella vulgata (common limpet), 2224 nucleotides long. Its product is annotated as DALR anticodon-binding domain-containing protein 3. Gene Ontology annotation, molecular function: arginine-tRNA ligase activity; tRNA binding; ATP binding. The coding region runs from base 1 to 1737 and encodes 578 amino acids. Gene Ontology annotation, biological process: arginyl-tRNA aminoacylation; tRNA C3-cytosine methylation. The transcript has 11 exons. The record is from RefSeq and is a predicted model, not a curated record. NCBI's taxonomy places the organism in Eukaryota, Metazoa, Mollusca, Gastropoda, Patellidae.